Molecule: messenger RNA, 1524 nt
Organism: Nymphalis io (European peacock)
Lineage: Eukaryota; Metazoa; Arthropoda; Insecta; Lepidoptera; Nymphalidae
Gene: Cyp332a1
Product: cytochrome P450 6k1-like
Exons: 8
Coding region: 1-1512 (503 amino acids)
Molecular function (GO): iron ion binding; oxidoreductase activity, acting on paired donors, with incorporation or reduction of molecular oxygen; monooxygenase activity
Source: RefSeq, a predicted model, not a curated record
AUGGAUAGCAGUGAAUACGCUAGUCUAUUUAAACGUUGUGUGACUGGAAUAUUAAUCGGUUCUUUUAUUUUAUUAUGUUUGUUAAUACGCAAAACUUACAAUUACUGGAAAGACCGCGGUAUACCUUAUGACAAACCUAUUCCUAUUUUCGGCAAUCUAGGAUUUAUUAUGAGAAAAAGUAUCUGGGAUUACUGUUAUGAAAUACGAAACAGGUAUCCAAAAGAUUACUUUGGUAUAUUCCUUGCUUGGACUCCUGUUUUAAUGGUGCAAUCGCCGGAGUUGGCCAAGAAAAUACUUAUCAAAGAUUUUGAAUAUUUCCCAAAUAGAUAUCUGUAUAGUGGUUAUUCGGAUCCUCUCGGAUCUCUCAAUUUGUUUACGGUUAAGAAUCCACUAUGGAAAACAUUAAGGUAUGAACUCUCUCCAAUGUUUACAUCUUUACGCUUAAAAAAAAUAACCGAACUGAUGAAUAUCAAUGCAACGGAGCUAGUAAGAAAAAUAAAACGAGACUAUAUUGACAAGAACAAUGUUGCCAACUUAAAGGAAAUAUUUUCCAUGUAUACUUCUGACACUGUGGCUUAUAGUGUAUUUGGUAUUCGAGUCAGUAUUUUAAAUGAUAAGCCAUCGCCGUUAUGGUACAUCACACGUCACAUGGUUCAAUGGACAUUCUGGCGUGGUUUAGAAUUUUCAAUGAUAUUCCUUGUUCCUCUUAUUGCUUCAAUUUUACGGUUUAAAUUUUUUUCUGGUGCAGCCACAGAUUACAUAAAAAAUAUAUUUUGGAACGUCGCUAAAAAACGCAAGGAAAGUAAAACAAAAAACGAAGAGGAUCUUGUUAAUCUUUUACUUAAGUUAAAGGAUAAAUUAAAAGUAUCUGAUGAACCCGGCUCGCCGCUGGCUGAUGAUGUUAUUUUGGCGCAAGCGGCUGUUUUCAUUUUGGGAUCAAUUGAAACAUCGUCCACAACUAUAGCCUAUUUUUUGCACGAAAUAGCUCAUCAUCCUGAAGUACAGGUAAAACUUUUUAAUGAAAUCAACGAGGCAGUGAAGCAGAAAGAAAAUGAUGUUUUGGAUUACAAUGAUUUAUUAGAAUUAAAAUAUUUAACAGCUUGUAUUAACGAAACUCUAAGGAUGCAUGCACCAGUAGCAUAUUUAGAAAGAUUAUGUGCAAAAAAUUACAAAUUAGACGAUAAUUUUACGAUUGAGGCAGGCACUCCUGUAUUUAUAAAUGUUUUGGCCAUACAUUACAAUGAGAAAUAUUAUCCUGAGCCAGAGAUGUUCCAGCCAGAACGAUUCAUGUCAGAUAUCGAUAACACUAACAACGUGUUCUUGCCGUUUGGUGAAGGACCCCGUUUUUGUAUCGGUAAAAGGUACGGAAUGAUGCAAGUAAAGGCUUCCCUAGCUCAGCUGCUUGUCCACUACAAAAUUAAGCCAGCUUUACCUUAUACGGUUAAAACCGAUCCAUACGCUGUAAUAAUGGCCCCAAAAGAUGGUUUAAGUGUAAAAUUCGUUCCACGUUAAUUAUAUAACCGU